AUGGAACAUGCGAUUACAGGAUGGAAACGUUAUGCACUGGUACAACCAUCUAUGAUGAUGCUAAUAUUUGCUCAAGCAUUAUCAAGUAAUAUUUUCAAAGAUUUAAUAGUAUAUCGUACUUGUAGUAUAACAUUUAGUAUAAAUAAAACAGAAUGUUUGCUAUUACAUGAAAAUAGCAGUUCUAAAGAAGCAUUGAAACUAGAUGCACUAAUUCAACCAAAAGCAACUUUAAUUUUAAUGACUAAGUCAAUCGUUGAAAGUGUUAUACCUGCAUUGUUGUCUUUGUUUUUGGGACCAUGGAGUGAUGUAUAUGGAAGGAAACCUAUUAUGGUGUUAGGAUAUAUUGGUACAUCACUGACAUAUUUGAUUGUUUCCUUUAUUUCUAUUUUUGAUAUCAGUCCAUGGUUUUUAUUAAUUGCAUAUAUUCCAUAUGCAUGUCUUGGAGGAUUUUGCAUAAUUUUAUUGGGUACUAUUUGCUAUAUUACUGAUAUAUCAGAUGAGCAAGAAAGAGGAUGGCAAUUAGCUUACAUGCAAGUUUUAAUAUCUGUUGGUAUUUUAACUGGUAUAUUAGCUGGUCCUGUUAUUUUUCAAGCAUAUGGGUAUACAAUUGUAUUUGCUAUUACUACUGUAUGUUGCAUUUUAGCAAGUUUGCAUAUUUACUUCUUAGUUCCUGAUACUACAUACAACACAGAUUCAAUGACUUUAAAAAACUUGUUUAAUGUACAUUUAGUUAAAAAGCUUAUCAGUACAUGUACCAAAAAAAGAGAUGGAUUUGAUCGAAAUAUAGUUUGGUGCUGCAUAACUUCUAUUAUUUUAAUGGCUACAGUUUUAGAAGGAAAUAUUACUGUUGAAUUUUUAUUUACAACUGCUAGACUUGGCUGGGAUGUAACUACAUUUUCUAUUUAUGUGGCUACAAAUAUAAUACUUUCAAUUCUGGGGAUAAUUGCAAUAAAAUUUUUAGUACAAUGUGGAGGAUUUUCUGAAGAGAUGGCAGCCAUAUUGUCAUCACUGUCUUCCUUAAGUAGCUGUAUAGUGGAAAGUUUAACAUUUAAAUCUUGGCAUAUGUAUCUAUCUGCAGUUGUUGGAAUGUUCGGUGGCAUUGCUAGUCCUAUGAUCCGUGCUAUAUUAUCCAAGUCAGUGCCUCCAGAAGAUACAGGUAAAGUAUUUUCUAUGACAAUAUCUAUUGAAACAUUAACUCCACUUGUGGCGUCUUCUUUAUACACCAUGAUUUACUCAUAUUUUAUGCCACCUAUGUAUCCAUUACCAGUGUGGUUAGUUUCCGGAGUAAUUUAUAUUAUUGUGAUACUUAUUUUAAUAAAUAUACAAAUUCGAAACGUAAAAUCUAACUCUAUAAGAUAUACACCACUGUCACAAGAUGAUGAAUUAUCAUCAUAA
Messenger RNA from Habropoda laboriosa, 1395 nucleotides. Its product is annotated as proton-coupled folate transporter-like. The transcript is spliced from 6 exons. Lineage: Eukaryota; Metazoa; Arthropoda; Insecta; Hymenoptera; Apidae. Gene Ontology annotation, cellular component: membrane. Gene Ontology annotation, molecular function: transmembrane transporter activity. Bases 1 to 1395 code for a protein of 464 amino acids. The record is from RefSeq and is a predicted model, not a curated record. Gene Ontology annotation, biological process: transmembrane transport.